Messenger RNA from Rhopilema esculentum, 661 nucleotides. Its product is annotated as short coiled-coil protein B. The record is from RefSeq and is a predicted model, not a curated record. Lineage: Eukaryota; Metazoa; Cnidaria; Scyphozoa; Rhizostomeae; Rhizostomatidae. Gene Ontology annotation, cellular component: trans-Golgi network.
CAAACAAACUCAAACUGAACUGAUUUUUAUGUAUAGAAAAUUGCUAAUUGAUGGACGCUAACGGGAUGGAAAGCAUCCCAGUCACAGGUACUUCGACUCAAGAUCCAGACAGCUCCGAUGGCAGAUAUUUCAAAGUUAAUGAAAAAUCACACAAAGGAGAGUUACAAAGACAGUCACCAGUUUCUGAUGGAGAAGCAGUUAUAAAAGUUCUUGGUGAUGCAAAUAAUCAGAAAUUUAAAGAUUUUCGCUCAGAGAGUGUUGAUAUACAAGAAAAUUUGGCCAAUGAAGAAGAAAGAUCACGAUUAAUAGAACAAGUCCUGGCUCUGCAAAGUACCCUUGAUGACUUGUCUCAAAGAGUUGAUGCUGUAAAGGAUGAAAAUCUCAAAUUAAAAUCAGAGAAUCAGGUCUUGGGACAAUAUAUUGAGAAUUUGAUGGCUGCUUCCAAUGUUUUUCAAACAACUGGUGAUACUAAAGGAAGAAAAGGAUCAACAAGACAAUCAAAAAAGAGAUAAGCCUUCUUGGCCCUGCGCCUUUAAGGUGAACUGUGAUAUAUGCUUUAGCAUUUCAGUUAAAUGAGUGCGCAGUUGUAUUAUUUCUCAAAUAUGUAUGGCUUUAAGUUAAAGCUUGGAGAGCUUAAUUAAUUUGUAAAUAUGUAGUUGAA